Molecule: messenger RNA, 791 nt
Organism: Arachis ipaensis
Lineage: Eukaryota; Viridiplantae; Streptophyta; Magnoliopsida; Fabales; Fabaceae
Product: large ribosomal subunit protein eL20z
Source: RefSeq, a predicted model, not a curated record
CAAACCAACCAUAAAGAGUGAACAAAAAUCACACACAACAAAUUCACUGCAACAACAAACUAGUACCCAUUGUUUUGAACUUUUGAUUAUUAGCCUUUUAAGACUUUUAAAAGAGCUUAUUUUCCACACACAAAACAUACGGAUUCAGCAGUCAAAGUCACGAACACAGGAUAAGGCCAACAUGACUGCACAAGACAAACCCUCUACCGUCACAUCCCAUCACCACCACUCUCCUGCUCAGUCACCACCACCACCACCCUCCAACGCCGCCGUCACAUCCCACCACCACCACUCUUCACCGCCACCGCCCCCUCAUUCCGCAGCUCCACCGCAGCCCUACCCUCCUGCUCAGUACGGCACCUUCCAAGGCGUCUCCAACUACCCUCCGCCUCCGCGGGAUCCUCACCCAGCCAUCGGGUUUCCCCACCCUGUUCCGCCGCCUGGCGCCGCCGACCACUCGGCUCCUCAUCCUCCUUAUUACCCUCAUGGCUACCAAGCAGUUCCUGGUUAUGCAGUUGCUGAAGGAAGACCUGUACGAGAACCCCGCCUUGGUUGCUGUGGUCUUGGUUGCGGCUGGUGCCUGUUUAUAUUAGGCUUCUUGCUUGCUGGUAUUCCGUGGUACGUCGGAGCAAUAAUUAUGCUCUGUUCCAGAGUAGACCAUCGGGAGAAACCUGGAUAUGUUGCGUGUAUAAUUGCUGCUGUUCUGGCGACAAUUGCUAUUAUUCUUGGCGUGACAAAGGGUGCAGAUGACUGGGACUGGUAAUCUUUUAAGUGUAUGAGUUGUACAGGUU